AUGUUCAUUACUUACACGCAUAUCGACGACAUCAAAGCCCCCGCGAAGAAACGACAAGUGCACUUAUAUCAGAACCGCCGGAGGAAAGAGAUCAAGGCUGCCUCGACUGCGCUGUCAAAGAAUCAUGCCGCCAAACCAAGCGAGGCCGACGCUGUCUCGUGGCCGAGCCACAAGUUCCCCAUGGCUUUGCAAGCGGAUUUGCUCUUCGAAGGCAUCAUUCUGUUGAUGUGGUCUUCCUUCCCGCCUAGUCUGAAACAGUCCUCGCACGCUGAACGUGACCAGGUCUUCAUGGGUAUUCGAGGGGCCGUGAUGAGCAAACUCCAUGCCCGACUAAGUGUACCGCAAUUGUGCAGCGACGAUGUCAGUAUCCAUACAGUCCUGUCAUUGAUGGCCGCAGAUUUCAACCGUGGGCUCGACGACAACGUGGAAAUACACUGCGAAGGACUGCGACAGAUGGUCAAACUUCGAGGUGGCCUGGCGGCGAAUGAUGUCCAGCCUCAGACCAAGUAUUCCAUCACGGCGUGUGUACACCUGAUACACCACAACGAAACGGUCAUGACAGGGCUAACGGGCGAGGGCAGCGCAGAAAUGAUGGUCGACCUCGCGAUCCUCCGGCGUGGACUGUCGCCGAAGAUGAACAUGACCCCAAACAACAAGAUCGUAUAUCCAGCGCACCCGUUCUCUCCUGAAUUGUGCAAAACCAUUGCCACCCUCCCCAAGGGAUUCGAAGACAUGGCUCUCAAACAAGUGUUGUCCGUUCAAGUCAUCGACCUGGUUCACCGACUGACUAGAACGAUCGAGCGCGGACCGGCAGAUUUUCCCAAAGACACGUCCAUCGCGGUCGAAAUGAUGCGUUUGUCAAUGGAGCCGGAGGCCGACAUCGUCGAGAAAGGUGUGAUCUUACUGACCUUCGUGUUCGCCCGUUUCUUGAGCGAUAAGGCGACGAAAGGUUCGAGUUCACCUCAGUCUAUGCGCACGGAUGACGCGAUCAAGGAGCCUGUCGGGCGCUGGGCAAGAUUCGCGUUCGGGAUCCAAAAGGAAGUGGACAGUGAUUUUAUCGCGUGGACAACGUUCGUGCUCUGGUUGGCCUGCGAGGACUAUGGAUACUCCGAGAAAGAGCAAGAUGAAUUGGUAGACCGGCUCGCAAGGACGCAGCCGACCAUGAAGAAUAAAGACCGGCUUUCGAGCGUGGUGACAAAGUAUUUCUUCCAUCAAAGUCUCGAGCAGGAUCUGGACAUGUUCUGGAAAAGUUUGAUGACCAAAAGUUGA
Molecule: messenger RNA, 1269 nt
Organism: Exophiala viscosa
Lineage: Eukaryota; Fungi; Ascomycota; Eurotiomycetes; Chaetothyriales; Herpotrichiellaceae
Exons: 2
Coding region: 1-1269 (422 amino acids)
Source: RefSeq, a predicted model, not a curated record